Fragaria vesca subsp. vesca is the source of this 2243-nucleotide messenger RNA. Its product is annotated as ankyrin repeat-containing protein At3g12360-like. Gene Ontology annotation, molecular function: protein binding. The record is from RefSeq and is a predicted model, not a curated record. NCBI's taxonomy places the organism in Eukaryota, Viridiplantae, Streptophyta, Magnoliopsida, Rosales, Rosaceae. The transcript is spliced from 8 exons. Bases 37 to 2142 code for a protein of 701 amino acids.
UCUAAUUCUAAAGCCAUAUAGCUAGCAAAGAUUGUCAUGGCAGAGGAGUUCCAGGAGGAACCUGCAGAACAAGUAAGUAAGCAGACAUCUCCUCCAUUACCAGAAGGCCUGGGGACACAAGUUAUAGCUCUCUUCACGAGCACUUUACGCCAACCAAACAAGAAAGAUAAUAAGAUUUUACCAAAAGUAGAAGCAAAAACACCUGCUAAAUGGGCUCAGAGUGCUCCAACUCAAGAACAUACAACUACAUCUGGUGAUGUACUAAGAAAGGACCAGAAGGAUGUUACACAUCCUCCAGAAAAUAGUACCACAGCAACACCAACCAUCAUAAACAUCGACCUAGUUCCAUAUGUGACACUACAUCUUGCUGCUCUGAAUGGUGACUGGAUGACUGCUAGAAAUUUCUUGCAAUUACAGCCAGAAGCUGUGAGAGCAAAGAUCACAAAGGGUUCAGAAACAGCUCUUCACAUAGCAGCUGGGGCAAAACGUACACUUUUUGUUGAAGAGCUAGUAAUGUGGAUGACACCAAAUGAUCUAGAAUUAAAGAAUGACGUAGGGAACACCGCCCUUUAUUUUGCUGCUGUGUCUGGUAUCAAAAGGAUUGCUGAAGUAAUGGUGGAUAUUAACCCAACUCUACCUCAGAUCCGAGGUACUAAAAAUCUAACACCACUUCAUAUGGCCACAUUGCUAGGCCACAGAGAGAUUGUAUGGUAUCUAUAUGAUAAGACAAGCCUAACAGAACACGACUACAUAGGGCUUCUUAUUUCAGCCAUAACAGCAGAUCUUUACGAUGUUGCGCUGGAUAUAAUUCAAAAGCACCCUAAAAUGGCUUUUGCUCGAGAUGGAAAUGGAGAGACAGCACUACAUGUAAUGGCUCGAAAGCCUUCAGCAUGCUAUAGUGGAAGUCAUCUGGGAUUUUUGCAGCGAUGGAUAACUUCAUAUGUGUCAGUGGAUAUAGUGGAACAACACCCUGAAAUAACAUCUGGUCAAGAUGAAAUUGUAGAGAUCACACUUCACAUAGUGGAGCAUUCAACAUGUUAUAGUGUAAGUCAGCGGGGACUUUGGAAACGAUUCAUAUUAUCUGUCCCAUAUAUCCAGGACUCAUACCACAAGUAUUUGAAUCAUAUGCAAGCAACUGAACUUGUGACGCUGCUCUGGAAGAAAGUUUUGACACUAGACAGUGAUUCAAGGAUAAAUGAUUUGAUAAAUGUGCCCUCUCGCAUACUGUUUACUGCUGCUGAAUUGGGGAAUAUCGACUUUCUCAUUAUAUGUAUGAGAUUGUACCCCAGUCUCAUUUGGCAAAUUGAUGAACAAAAUCGAAGCAUAUUUCAUGCUGCAGUGAUUCAUAGACAGGAGAAAGUUUUCAAUCUCAUUUACGACUUAGGCGGUCUGAAAGACUUAAUAGCUGCUUAUAAAGAUGUAACCAACAAUAAUAUGCUUCAUUUGGCCGCACGAGCAUCUGCAAGUCGACUAAGUACUGAUACAGGAGCAGCAUUGCAGUUACGAAGAGAGUUGAUAUGGUUUAAGGAGGUGGAGAAGAUUGUCCAGCCAUUAUACAAGGAGAUGAGAAACUCAGAUGGAGAAAUACCUCAACUUCUUUUCACCAAGGAACACAAGGAACUACUAAGAGAAGGAGAAGUGUGGAUGAAGGGCACUGCAUCAUCAUGCAUGGUUGUGGCAACUCUUAUAGCAACUGUAAUGUUUGCUGUCAUCUCUACUGUCCCUGGUGGCAACAACAAUAACACAGGUAUUCCCAUAUUCCUUAAAUCGAGAGCCUUCACGGUUUUUGUCAUAUCAGAUGCAAUAUCCCUGAUCACAUCGACCACUUCAAUCCUGAGUUUUCUGUCCAUUCUUACAUCACGCUACCAUGAAGGAGAUUUUCUCAAUUCAUUACCGAAUAGAUUGAUCGUGGGGCUUGCUACCUUAUUUAUCUCUAUAGCUACAAUGAUGAUAACAUUUGUUGCCACACUACUUAUGGUUCUUGGCCCUGGAUUUCAUGAGAUAAAAGUUCCAAUUACUCUGGUUGCUGCAGUUCCAGUUGGUUUCUAUGCCUUACUACAGUUUCCCCUUCUAGCAGAUAUGAUCAGUCAUGCAUAUAUUUCAAGAGUUUCUUUUCGUCCAUGCAACCACCUCUUGCACUAGAUAAAAGUACUUAAUAUUACUCUUUUGUAAAAUAAUUGUCACAACGUACUGAAGAUAAUGUGUGAGACUGUGAGAGUAUUAACAUUGUGAGAUUUAUAGUG